AUGGGCAGGAAGCGGGGCGCGGGGUUGGGCCGCUCUUUGCAGCGGCAGCGCGGCUCGGAGCGGCGCGGCGCCGCGUCAUGGCUGCACGCCAGCGAGGUGGUGGGCGAGAGCGGCCCGGAGCGGCGCUCGGCGGUGGAGCAGAGUCCGCUGGAGGAGUUCCUGGCCACGGCGGAGCUCGCCGGCACUCGCUUCGUGGCCGAGCGCCUGAACAUCCAGUUUGUGUCUGCCCAGAGCCGCACUGGCCUGCUCACGGCCCAGGAGGCCCAGCACGUCCGGCAGCUGCAUGAGGAGAACCGGCAGUUCCUGCGCAUCCCUCGGAGGCCAUAUUGGGAUAGGACAACCAGUUCUGAAGACUUGAAGCAAGCUGAGAGAGAGAGCUUUCUUGAGUGGAGGCGACAGCUUGCCUACCUUGAGGAAGAAAAAAAGUUAAUUCUAACCCCAUUUGAAAGAAACUUGGAAUUUUGGCGUCAGCUUUGGAGAGUCAUUGAAAGAAGUGAUAUUGUUGUCCAGAUUGUGGAUGCUAGAAACCCCCUUCUGUUUAGAUGCCAAGAUCUGGAAAGUUAUGUUAAGGAAGUCAGCAAUGACAAGGAGAACAUGAUCCUGAUAAACAAAGCGGAUUUGCUGAGUGAAGAGCAGCGGGCUGCCUGGGCAAAGUUCUUUGAGAAGGAGGGAGUUAAAGUGGUGUUCUGGUCGGCGUUGGCAGAGUGCAGGCGGCUUUCUGGAGAAGUAAAGGAACUGGAUGCUGACAGUGUAGCAGAUGACCUGAGUGAUUCUGAGGAGGAAAGUUCCAGUCAAGAAGAUGAUGUCACUGCAGAAGAUAGUGCAGAAAGCACAUCCACAGGCAGUGCUUUGCAAACUGAAAACCAGUGUUUGCUUUGUGACAAUGACAGUAGUGAUGAAUAUGAAGACUGUGAGGAUGAUGAAGAGGAUGACUGGCAAACCUGUUCUGAAGAUGAAGGUGGGGACAAAGUAAAUGCUAUUGCCCCAAAGAGUAUGGAAAGCACAACUGAUAUUGUUGCAGUGCAGCAUGUAGUGCAAGAGCAGAACAGGAAUGUCAAGAACUUUAGCCAUCUGGUACAGAGAAAUGAGCUACUGGAGAUAUUCAAAACCCUGCACAGUGGACCAAGGGUGAAGGAUGGGGAAGUAAAUGUUGGACUGGUGGGUUACCCUAACGUUGGCAAAAGUUCAACAAUCAACACAAUUCUUGGAGAUAAGAAGGUGUCAGUGUCUGCAACACCAGGCCGCACGAAGCACUUCCAGACUCUGUAUGUGGAGCCUGGCCUGUGCCUCUGUGAUUGCCCUGGUCUGGUGAUGCCAUCUUUCGUCUCCACCAAAGCAGAGAUGAUUUGUUCUGGAAUUCUACCUAUAGACCAGAUGAGGGACCAUGUUCCACCCAUUUCUUUAGUUUGCCAGCAUAUCCCACGAAACAUUUUGGAAGCAACCUAUGGAAUAAAUAUCAUAAGGCCAAGGGAAGAUGAGGAUCCAGAUCGAAAGCCAACAGCUGAAGAGCUUCUAACAGCAUAUGGAUAUAUGAGAGGCUUUAUGACAGCCCAUGGUCAGCCAGACCAGCCGAGAUCAGCUCGAUAUGUGCUAAAAGACUAUGUCAGUGGGAAGCUGUUAUACUGCCAUCCACCUCCUGGCAUUGAUCCGGAUGGUUUUCAGCACCAGCAUGAAAGGUGUCCAGAGAGCAGAACUGUCCAAGCCAGUGGACCAGAGAAGCCUAAAAACAAUACCAAAGCAAAACAAAUUGAAAAUGUAGUGGACAAAUCAUUUUUCCACCAGGAGAACGUUCGUGCUCUGAUGAAAGGCGUCCGAGCUACGAUGGGAUACCGGCCUGGCAGUGGCCUCGUGUCUGUGCCUGCACCCAAUGCGGGGAGUGUGGUAGGAAAGCCCUGGAAAAAACAUGGCAACAGGAACAAGAAGGAGAAAGUUCGCAGGAUCACUAAGCAUCUGGAGAAUUAGCCGUGCCCUGAUAUCCUGCCUUGCCAGGGCAGGCUCGUCACUGUCCUGCAGGCGUGGACUAAGGGAAGAGUUUUAAAGUGGGCAUCGCUAACUCACCUUGGGAGCUCUGCGCUGUGGGUUGGCCUGGGCAGGGGAUAAGAAUGGGCUCUGAUACUUUGGAGCUCAUCUUUUCUGAGAGAAAAAAAUGGACCAGGCCAUUUGUGUUACCUGGGAGCCAGCCCGGGCAUUUGGGCACUGCUGAGAUGUCCUUUCAAUGGAAGCAGAUGGAGCUGUGUAGGAGUGUUUUUUCCUUAAGCAAGCCAUGUAAAACUGACUAAAAUCUUUAUAAACCGUUGAAUCUUAAUGAGUGACAUUUGUUACCUUGUGAGAUGCUAUUGCUCAUCUCCUGGUUUCUUUCUUCUUUUUUUUUCUUCAUUCAAAGCUUGUUUGUUGAUUUGACAGGACACUUGAGUGUGUUGAAAAAUUACUUCAAAGAUUUUUAUUGCCAUCUUUCCUUUUCUACUCAGCCCUAUUCCAUGAAAUCUACUCUGAAACCACUCCCUGUUUCCCAGCCUACAGCAGAGCAUGGAACACCAUUUAAGGGAAGCAUUGCCUUUAUGUCCUUCACACUGAGCUGGUAUCAGUUGUUUUUGUGAUUUCCUCGUGGUAAUUUAAAACACUCUUUUUCCAUGUGGCUGGCAAAAAAUCUGCUGGUGCUCAUUUAUCCUAAAACACGGCGAGGAUUUUACUCUGUGUA
Molecule: messenger RNA, 2698 nt
Organism: Lagopus leucura (white-tailed ptarmigan)
Lineage: Eukaryota; Metazoa; Chordata; Aves; Galliformes; Phasianidae
Gene: LSG1
Product: large 60S subunit nuclear export GTPase 1
Exons: 14
Coding region: 1-1962 (653 amino acids)
Biological process (GO): ribosomal subunit export from nucleus
Cellular component (GO): cytosol
Molecular function (GO): GTPase activity; GTP binding
Source: RefSeq, a predicted model, not a curated record